Molecule: messenger RNA, 1613 nt
Organism: Medicago truncatula (barrel medic)
Lineage: Eukaryota; Viridiplantae; Streptophyta; Magnoliopsida; Fabales; Fabaceae
Product: dof zinc finger protein DOF5.7
Exons: 1
Coding region: 390-1400 (336 amino acids)
Biological process (GO): regulation of DNA-templated transcription
Molecular function (GO): DNA binding; DNA-binding transcription factor activity
Source: RefSeq, a predicted model, not a curated record
UCUCUCUGUCUCAAUAUCUCUCUCUUCUUCCAUAUCCAUAUAUACACAAUUAUGUCUAUACACAACACACACAUGCAGCUUUCUUUAUUCCAUUAGAUCUGAAAAAGACUACUUACCCAACUUCACAUAAAUCCUUUUACAAAAACUUCUCAUUCACUCACCCUCUUUCAUUACAAUCACAUGUACAACAAAACCUUCCAUUUCUCUUCAUCAUCUCCAUCCAUGCAUGAAACCAUUCAAUUUGUAAGCAUCUCUAACUCAUCAAAACCAAACUCAAAAUAAAAACAAAAACAAAAAUUACUUUUUCCCACCCCAUAAGGCUAAAGUUCCUUAUUUUACUCAAACCCAUCACAUUUUUUUUCAUUCACCUCUCUCAAAAAAAAUAAACUAUGUCACAAAAUGAAACACAAACCUCAAAAUCUCCAAAAGAAAAAAACAAUAACCAGCAAGGUUCUGUUGGUAAGAAAACAUCUUCAUCAUCUUCUACCUCAACAACAAAACCACCAGAACAAAACAUGAAGUGUCCAAGAUGUGACUCACCCAACACAAAAUUCUGCUACUACAACAACUAUAGCUUAACACAACCAAGACAUUUCUGCAAAACAUGUAGAAGAUAUUGGACAAAAGGUGGAGCUUUACGCAACGUUCCAAUCGGUGGUGGAUGUAGAAAAAACAAGAAAAUGAAAUCAUCAUCAUCAAGACUCUCUUGUGAUUCAAAAGACUCAGCUUCUUCUUCUUCAGAGCUUGUUGGUGGCUUGAAAUUUCUUCAUUCUCUUUCUUCUCCUUCCAUGGAUUUUCAUCUUGGUAGUGGUUUAUCUUUUCCAAGACUUCAACUUCAUAAUCACCCUCAAAUUUCUACUACUCCUAUGUAUAACCAGUUUUCAUCUUUUGGAGAAACUUCUUCUGCUAUGAAUAAUAACUAUCAUGCUUCUUCAAAUUCUGCUGCUGCUAUGAACUAUCCUUUUUCAUCAGGUAAUUAUAAUGGUGCAAUACAAGGUAUGAGUUCAAUGAAUAUUAAUCAUAGCAAUAAUAAUAUUGCUUCUUCUAUUGAAUCAUUGAGUUCUAUGAACCAAGACUUGCACUGGAAGCUACAGCAACAAAGAUUAUCUAUGCUUUUUGGUGGUGGAGAAAAUCAGAAAGAUACAGAAAAGCCACUACAACCCAUUUUGUUUCAGAAUCUUGAGGUUGCAAAGCAAGAUGAUAGAGCUUUUUCUGUUGGAAAUUCAAGAACAAAUGGUGGAGAUACAGCAACUGAGUGGUUUUUUGGGAAUUCUUAUGGUUCAGCUGCUGCUACACCAACUGCAAGUGGUGGAGCUGGACAUGAUAGUGGAAGCAACUGGAAUGGUGGUGGUGUUCAUGGUUGGAAUGAUGUGCAACAGCAAUAUAGUGCUUUGCCCUAGUUUGAGGGAGGAUCAAGAUUCAAGGUAGAUCUUUUUCUAGAAACUUAGGAAUUAAGAAAUUAAUUAAUAGGUAUAUGUUAGUUAUAAUUAAAUUAUGUAUUGGUGUUUACAUUGGCUUUAAAAAGAACACAUAUAUGUAAUGUAACAGAUGGGAAAAUUAAGACCAUAUCAAUGUUUUGUCAUAUAACUUAAUUAUUAUCAUUCUCCUUUGUU